AUGGCAAUAACUGGAGGCAUAUUUCUGCGAGUGAGCAAGGCCCUUAUCCUCCUGUCGAUCCCCGCGUUAUGUGUUGGCGGCGACGCAAUCAGUCCGCAGAUACCGUCUGUUGAAUCUUUCGUCCCAUCGAACGGCGUAUUCGAGCUUCCCCCCAUCGUCCACAUUGUCGUAGACAACGAAUAUGCAAGUCACGGAAGCCCAUCGCUCCUCGAUUUCGCGAAGGUCUUCCAAACGGACCUGGAGGAAGCAAUACCCUAUGUGACUAACACGACCAUCUCGCUGUCGCCACUCGAUCCUGAUCCCACAUCGGACAUCCCCACGAUCUAUCUAACCAUCAACUCAUCUGCUCAGUUCACCCUCUAUAACGGACAGCCUACCGACGAGGGAUACCAGUUCGAGGUCACCCCUGAUACGUACCGGAUCACUGCUCUCGCGCCCAUCGGUGUUUGGUGGGGCACCCGGACCUUUCUGCAACAGGCUGCGGUCGAUCUCGCCCAGGGCGCAAAGACCGUGUCUUUCCCUGCGGGCCAGGGUGUUGACUCUCCUGGGUGGGAAGUACGUGGCUUCAUGUUGGAUGCUGGCAGACACUGGUUCGAGGCAUCCUUCCUGGGUGACCUCUGCAUAUAUGCGUCUUUCUUCAAGCUCAACGAGUUGCAUCUCCACGCCUCUGAUAACCUCUGGAAUCCAGCUUUCCUAUACGGCGAGGGCAACGAAGGAUGGGAGAAACUCUACGCGGCGUUCAGGUUUCAACCUCCUGCGGGUUCCGCUCUUGAUGGCCUUGUGCCUAGGAAGAACGAGAGCUGGACGAAGCAGGAGUUCCUUGAUCUGCAGCAGACGUGCGCUAGUCACGGCGUCACCAUCAUACCAGAGGUUGACACGCCAGGUCAUUCCCUUGUCAUAACCCAAUGGAAACCGGAGCUCAUGGAGUCUGGCCAACCCGACCAUCUCAACCUAUCGUAUCCCGAAACAAUCCCGACUAUUAAGUCUAUCUGGGACGAGUUCCUGCCCUGGUUCUCUGCAGCUGAGGUGUCUAUUGGCGCUGACGAGUACGAUGCCUCCCUCGCCAACGACUACAUCUCUUUCGUGAACGAAAUGUCGACCUACAUUGGCGCGCAGUUCAACAAGUCCAUCCGCAUCUGGGGUACGAACGAGCCUAGCACGGCGAUGUCGGUCUCAGAGAACAUUACGAUCCAGCACUGGGACUUUCCCGGCGACGACAUCCCUGUCCAGCUCCUCUCGCAGGGUUAUCGUGUCAUCAACUCGGAGCAGACUUUUCUGUACUUAGACGGAAAGACAUCCGAGGACAACCAAUUUCCACAGCAGCUCAGUGAGGAUCUGCUCUGGUCUGGAGCCCCAGGCGGGAAGGGCUGGGCGCCGAACAUCUUCUCGGCUACGGACCCGACGAACAACACCACUCCAGACGCUCCGAACCUUCGCGGUGCGAUCUUCGCGCUCUGGAAUGACUGGGGCAAUAACGCGACGACCGCGCUCGAGAUCUACUACCAGCUCGCGAAGAGCGUUGCCCUGUUCAGCGAGAAGGCGUGGGCGGGGAGCGAUGUCCGUGCGACUGCCCUCACCCGUGACCAGUUCGACACUGUAUACCCCGCGCUGACUGCAGCAGCCCCUGGGCAGAACCUUAACAGAGUGGUCAAGCCGAAGUACGGAAAUGUCGUAUAUGAGUUCCCCGGGACCUACAGCACUCUCAGCACGGAGAUCACUUCCGUCGGUCCGCCAUAUACCCUCUCCUUCAGCGUCAAGCCGGACCCGAGGUCGCCUGAUACAGGACUUCUUUUCUCUGGUAUCGAUUCCAAGCUUCACGUGGCUAACCUCACGUUCGAGGCUACCGGUCAGCUAUAUGCGCUCGGCUACGUACUGCCAACAGACAAGUACACGUCUGUGUCCAUUCGCGCGACGCGCGAAUAUACAUACGCGGUCAUCGACGGGGACGAGACCAACCCACGAUACUGGUAUACGCUUAUGGACAUCUGGGGUGACUAUAUGGCGCUGGGCAACAUGUCAUUCGCUGCGCCGUCACACAACAUCGGAGGAAGCGGAUUUUCCGGUGAGAUCAGGGAUAUCAAAUUGACACUGGAGGGCAAGCAGGUGGCGGCGAUACUGAGGUGA
Dichomitus squalens LYAD-421 SS1 is the source of this 2124-nucleotide messenger RNA. Its product is annotated as glycoside hydrolase. The coding region runs from base 1 to 2124 and encodes 707 amino acids. Gene Ontology annotation, biological process: carbohydrate metabolic process. The transcript is spliced from 2 exons. Gene Ontology annotation, molecular function: beta-N-acetylhexosaminidase activity. NCBI's taxonomy places the organism in Eukaryota, Fungi, Basidiomycota, Agaricomycetes, Polyporales, Polyporaceae. The record is from RefSeq and is a predicted model, not a curated record.